Messenger RNA from Poeciliopsis prolifica (blackstripe livebearer), 2112 nucleotides. RefSeq names its product minichromosome maintenance complex binding protein (gene mcmbp). The transcript is spliced from 16 exons. NCBI's taxonomy places the organism in Eukaryota, Metazoa, Chordata, Actinopteri, Cyprinodontiformes, Poeciliidae. Gene Ontology annotation, molecular function: chromatin binding. The record is from RefSeq and is a predicted model, not a curated record. Gene Ontology annotation, biological process: DNA-templated DNA replication. The coding region runs from base 106 to 1998 and encodes 630 amino acids.
UCUGCCAGAAUCCUGUGCGACGGGGAAAGUCAACAAAGUAGAGGAUUCACACAGGUUUUCCUCGCGUGUAUUUUUGUCACUCCUGCUUCCCGUGACAGUUGAGCCAUGCCUCCCACUCACGACUGGAUUAACGACCCGCUGGGUGUGGUGGAGGGGAUGUUCGCUGCUUCCCAGAGCAGUCCGAGUUCAGGAUGGGAGGCGAAGGUGGUGGAGUUUUUCAAAGAGCAGCUGAAGGAGAAAGAAGCCCAGAUUCUGGUCCCGUCUCUGAACGACGUCCCUCUGCACUACCUGAAGCCCGACAGUCUGGUGAAAUUCCGCUGUUUGGUCCAGGACAUGUUCGACCCGGAGUUCUUCAUGGGAGUCUACGAGACAGUCGACCUGGCCACCAACGCUAGAACGCUGCGGUGUGGCAAAUACAAAGACGUGACAGAGUCUGGGGUGGACGUAAACUCCAGAAGCACGGUGACUGCAGAGAGACAGACGUUCUACUGUGUUCCCAUCCCUGGAGAGAAUCAGUGGGCCAAGGACGGCUUCGCGGAGACGACGAGUAACCAGGGCCGGGUGGUUCCCUCCACGUCGUACGUUCCCAGCAGACAGAAGCGCAGCUACGAGGAGGACGAGGAAAUGGAGGUUCAGCCACAGAAACAGAAGGAAACGCAUGCAGCUUCCACGGGCGCGGCCGACACGCACGGAAACGGCGACUGUAAGCGUCAGGAGACGGAGGCUCCCUGCGGCCCGGCGGCGUCCGCCUCCCACCUGGACCUGAACUUCCCGCUGCCGGGCGAGAAAGGCCCGUCCUGCUUGGUGAAGGUGUACGAGGACUGGGACCGCUUCAAACUGAACGACACGCUGCAGGUGUACGGCAUCCUGUCGGUCAGCCCCGCGCUCAGCGCUCUGGCCGAUGAGAAGGAUUUGUUUCUGGACCCGGCUAUCGGCCUGGACUCGGCGGCGGAGCAGCGGGUCCACAGCCCGCCGGCGUCUCUCGUCCCGCGCCUCCACCUGCUCCACGCCGAGCAGCUGGAACACAACAACCCGCUGCUCCCCGGCGCCGCCCUGCAGGAGAACGGCGCCUUUUUGUCGUCGGCUCUCGGGGAGAUGGCCGCCGUCCGGGCCGAGCUGCUGUCGUACUUCACCCACGUCCUGCUGGGCGACGCUCUGGCUGCAGAGUUCCUGCUGCUGCACCUCCUCUCCAGCGUGUACUCCAGGCGAGACGUUCUGCCGCUGGGAAAGUUCACCCUGAACCUGAGCGGCUGCCCCGCCGCCGCCGCCUUCACCCAGCGCCUCUACCAGAUCGUCCAGCAGAUCGUCCCGUCGUCGUUCUACCUGGCGAUGAGCCUCCAGAACUUGAACCAGAUGCGGCUCGUUCCCAGGAAGGACUAUGUGGCCAACCGGCUGGUGAGCGGCGCGCUGCAGCUGGCCAGCAGCACCUCCCUGUUCCUGGACGAAACCCAGCUGGAGCCGGGGCAGUUGGACGCCACGGGUGUGCGUAACGUGACGGCGCUGGGGAACCUGAUCACCUGGCAGAAGGUGGAUUAUGACUUUAACUUCCACCAGAUGGAAUUCCCCUGCAAUAUUAACGUGCUGAUCGCGUCGGAGGGACGCUCGCUGCUGCCGUCCGACUGCCACAUACACCUGCAGCCUCAGGUGGCGCCGCCCCACCUGGAGGAAUACCUGAGCAGCAUCCACAUCCAUCCGCAGGCCUCAUCGCAGCUCAACAAGUUCAGAGUCUUCCUGAGCCUCGCUCGGCUGCUCGAAUACAGCAUCUCAGACGAAGUGACAAAGGCGGUUGAAGAUGACUUCGUCGACAUGAGGAAGGACGACCCACAGAGCAUAUCUGCAGACGACCUGCACCGGAUGCUGGUUGUUGCUCGGCUGCUGUCGCUGAGUUUGGGUCAGACGUCGCUGUCCAGAGACAGCUGGCUCCGAGCCAAACACAUCGAGACGCUGCGACGGAGCCGUAUGGAGCAACAUAAGAGCGUCAACGGCAACGAGCCCUGAUCACAGCCACUUCCCUUUUUGUUUUGAUAUGUUUGUAAUAAAGACGUUUUUUAGGUGCCCUUCAAGUUGAAAUGUUUUUGUAUACUAAACUGGAAAUAAAAUUUAGAGAUGUGU